Chrysochloris asiatica (Cape golden mole) is the source of this 1005-nucleotide messenger RNA. RefSeq names its product protease, serine, 33 (gene PRSS33). NCBI's taxonomy places the organism in Eukaryota, Metazoa, Chordata, Mammalia, Afrosoricida, Chrysochloridae. Gene Ontology annotation, molecular function: serine-type endopeptidase activity. The transcript is spliced from 7 exons. Gene Ontology annotation, biological process: proteolysis. The coding region runs from base 1 to 1005 and encodes 334 amino acids. The record is from RefSeq and is a predicted model, not a curated record.
AUGUCUGAGUGUGAGCAGGUUCGAGUCCAUGCCUUGAGGGCGCCUUUCCCCUCACCCAAGUCCACCCAGCCAGGGGCGCCAGAUGUGUGUGCCCGCGGUCUCGGGGCGUAUGGGGCUGGGGGAGGGAAGGCAGGGAGGCGGGAGACCCAGGCGAGACCUGAACAGCAUCACUCUCCCCAGCUCAGCCUUGAAGCGAGAAUGCAGGUGACCUCAGGCCUCCUCCUCCUCCUGCUGAUGCUGGACUGCGGGCAGCCUCGCGUGUCGAGCCGGAUCGUGGGGGGCCGGAAUGCCCGCGACGGAGAGUGGCCGUGGCAGGCGAGCAUCCAGCACCGCGGGGUGCACGUGUGCGGGGGCUCCUUGGUCGCCCCGCAGUGGGUGCUGACGGCGGCGCACUGCUUCCCCAGGCGGGCGUUGCCGCAGGAAUACCGCGUGCGCCUUGGGGCGCUGCGCCUGGGCCCCACCUCGUCCCGCGCGCUCUCGGCGCCCGUGCGCCGAGUGCUGCUGCCCCCCGACUACUCCGAGGAUGGUGACCGCGGCGACCUGGCGUUGCUGCAGCUGCGUCGCCCUGUGGCCCUGAACGCCCGCAUACAGCCCAUCUGCCUACCCUCACCCGGCGCCCGCCUGCCGUCCGGCACCCCGUGCUGGGUCACCGGAUGGGGCAGCCUGUGGCCCGGAGUUCCACUUCCGGAGUGGCGACCCCUGCAGGGAGUAAGGGUGCCGCUGCUGACCGCACGUGCCUGUGACCGCCUCUAUCACUUGGGCGCCGACGUGCCAAGCUGGGAGCGUAUCGUGCUGCCGGGAAACCUGUGUGCUGGCUAUGUGGAAGGCGGCAAGGACGCCUGCCAGGGAGACUCCGGGGGACCCCUGACCUGCAUGCAAUCUGGGCGCUGGGUCCUGGUGGGCGUGGUGAGCUGGGGCAAAGGUUGUGCCCUGCCCAAUCGCCCAGGGGUCUACACCAAUGUGGCCACUUACAGCCCUUGGAUUCGGGCUCGCCUCAACCUCUGA